AUGGAAAAAUACUUGCAAAAGCGAAAUUGUAAUGUUAUUCAAGCCGAUUGGUCAAAAUUGUCUGGUUUAACAUAUGUUAAUGCAAUUCAAACAUCAAUUUCUGUUGGAAAUUACAUUGGAAAGUUUAUAGUUCGUCUUCUUGAUUCAGGAUUAACGUCUCACAAUCGAAUUCACUUAAUCGGACAUUCUUUGGGAGCUCAUAUCGCGGGAAUUGCGGGUAAAGAAACUUUCCGAUUAACGGGAAAAGAAAUUGGAAGGAUAUCCGGUUUAGAUCCAGCAAAACAAUUAUUCGAAAUACCUAGUUGUCCGGAUUCGGCUCGUCUACAACAAACCGACGCUGAAUUAGUAGAUAUUACUCACACAGAUUGUUUAUUAUUUGGAUUUAAAAAACCGCUUGGAACGGUUGAUUUUUAUUUUAAUGGUUCGAGAUUUCAACCCGGAAAUCGGCCACCAAAUUUGAAUGUGUUAUGGAAUAAAGAUGAUUUUCAGGAAUAUCUGUUUUAUGGUCAUAGGAAAAGUUGUAAAUACUUUAUGGAUUCUAUAAAUAAUCGAGAUAUUAUUGGAUGGAAAUGUAAAAGUUUGGAAAAUGUUAGAAGGAAAAUUUAUGAUAUGACUGACGAAACUAUUUAUGGAGAGAAUAUUUCGGAAUCAGCUCAAGGAAUAUACUUUGUAAAGACUUAA
Messenger RNA from Onthophagus taurus, 681 nucleotides. RefSeq names its product putative phospholipase A1 magnifin. The record is from RefSeq and is a predicted model, not a curated record. Gene Ontology annotation, molecular function: serine hydrolase activity; lipase activity. Gene Ontology annotation, biological process: lipid catabolic process. Lineage: Eukaryota; Metazoa; Arthropoda; Insecta; Coleoptera; Scarabaeidae.